Messenger RNA from Osmerus eperlanus (European smelt), 2729 nucleotides. RefSeq names its product proline-serine-threonine phosphatase-interacting protein 1-like. Gene Ontology annotation, molecular function: actin filament binding. Bases 120 to 1376 code for a protein of 418 amino acids. The transcript has 15 exons. Gene Ontology annotation, biological process: actin filament polymerization. Gene Ontology annotation, cellular component: plasma membrane; actin filament; cytoplasm. The record is from RefSeq and is a predicted model, not a curated record. Lineage: Eukaryota; Metazoa; Chordata; Actinopteri; Osmeriformes; Osmeridae.
CAGUCUGCUCACAGGCCCAGGCUCCUUUUCUUUUGUGUUUUGUGUAUAGUUCAUACUUUAUCGCUAAAUCCAGUUUUAAUAAAAAGUAUAUUACUUAGAAUUUGAGGAACUUCAACAGAAUGAAACCCUUACUGUUUAAAGACGCUUUUUGGGGAACGGAUUUCACCAACCAUUCUGGCUAUGAGAUUUUGAUUCAAAAGCUUUGUGAUGGCAGACGUAUGUGCAAAGAUGUUGAAGAGCUUCUAAAAAUGAGGGCAAUGGCUGAAGAGAGGUACGGAAAGGACCUGGUGAUGAUAGCGCGUAAAGCUGGGUUACAGACGGAGAUCAGCAACUUAAGGACAUCUUUCAAUCAGCUAAAAACCCAAAUUGAGAACAUCGGAAAUCUGCAUAUUCACCUAUCUGGAAUACUGAAAGAUGAGAUCAAGAAGAUAGAGAUAUUCAGAGAACGACAGAAGGAACAUAGAAAAAAGUUCGAAGAGAUCAUGGAGAAGGUUCAGAAGAUGAAGGUGUCCUUCUACAGGAAGACCAUGGAGUCAAAGAAGACCUAUGAGCAUAAAUGCAAAGAGGCAGAUGAAGCAGAACAAGUGUUGGCGAGGACCCCCUGCACAGCCACAACACAGAAGCAGUCAGAGAAGGUGCAGCACAAGGCCAAGCAGUGCCGACUAGCAGCCAGUGAAGCAGAGGAAAUAUAUGUUUCUAAUGUUGAGCAUCUAGAGGAAGUCCGGCAGGACUGGGAGGGCACUCACAAGAGCACAUGUGAGGUGUUUCAACAGCAGGAAGUAGAUCGCAUCAGUGUGCUAAGGGGUGCUUUGUGGGAUCACUGCAAUCAAUUCUCCCAACUGUGUGUCCAAGAUGAUGAGGUCUAUGAGGAGGUGAGGAAGACACUGGAGAGCUGUGACAUCACAACUGACAACAACAGUUUUAUAGAGAUGAAGUCAACAUGUACAAGUCCACCAGGUCCCAUAGUCUUUGAGGACUACUAUCAAAGUAUGCAACCGAGGGAAAGCGAGGGCAGCGCUUGCCCUGAACACGGAGAGAUGUCAAAGAGUUUCUCCAGUGUACUGCAAGGGAGUAAUAAUGAUUUGAAGUUAAACAUCAACGGCACUUUACAGUCAACAACUCUCUCUACUGCUUAUCCAGAUGAAGUAGUCACACCAGUACCAGACUUUCAGCACAUAGCAGGAUCUUUGAGCAGGACCGCUAACGAAGACAGCUAUGUGGCGCAGUAUGACUAUUCUGCACAGGACUCAGAAGAGCUAUCUGUGACCAGGGGGGACGUGUUGGUGGUGCUACUGCAAGGGGAUGAUGGCUGGUGGACAGCAGAGAGGAAUGGUCAGACUGGUCUUGUCCCUGGGUGUUAUCUGGCCAAAAUCUAGUCAUAGUCUCAUACACACAGAGGGGAAGUACGUACACUCUCACAUACUCUCUUACACAGACUCUUACACAGAUACACACUCCCAAGUGUGUAAAAGAACAACACAUGCAGCACUGGAACUACAGUCACACAAUAAGCUUCCCUGUAGAAAGAAAGUCUGAUAGAUGCUUCAUUCAGGGGCUCCCAGUGAUAGAUGACAGCAGUGAAGAUGACUCACCGAACGGACAUGAAAAAUGAGUCAUCUAUGGACGUCAUGAAUAACUUUGCUGUUACAUUGCCUCCGUGUGUUUGUGUCCGGGAGUCAGGUGGCUGAGCGGUUAGGGAAUCGGGGUAGUAAUCAGAAGGUUGCUGGGUCGAUUCCCGGCCGUGCAAAAUGACGUUGUGUCUUUGGGAAAGGCACUUCACCCUACUUGCCUCUGGGGAAUGUCCCUGUACUUACUGUAAUUCGCUCUGGAUAAGAGUGUCUGUAAAUGUAUGUCACCAUGAUUUAUCCAAUACAAGCUAAAUCUGACAUCAAGCUAACAUGAAAAUAAUUUGCUGCAACUAACAAACCUAAUGGCAACUGUAAACUAAAUAGUAUUUAAACAACCAUAUUAAAGAUGUUAAUAUUAACCCAUGUUUUGGAUGUGAACACAUAAUACAAUAUUACCAUGUUGGGAAAAUUAUAAGAUCAACUCCACUGAACCACACUGUAGAAUGAGUAUUUAAAAGAUAUAUCUUGUUUAAAUGUAUACGUUUAUUUCAGUCUUACUUGUGUCUCCCAAAUCUAUUUACAUGGUUACAUUUUUCACAUUUGUUCUAUUGCACUAUAAUCCUAAAUAACAACUGAACAUCAAAAAUCUACUGAAUAUUCUAGGGUAUGUUUCAACAAUACAGUACACAAUGCCACGUCAUAGGAAUGUUUUUAGUUUGUUUUUUAUCAUCAAAGUGGUUGAACCACUUUCCAACUGGAACUUGUGUGACUAAAACAUAGCUACAUGAAACAAUACCUACAGUACAUGGAUUUUCUUAGGUAACACUGAUAGUACUUCUACAGGAUUCGAGCUGGUGAUGGGAUUGACUUAAACUUCAGUAGUAUUUGGGUUGGCUUCCAUAUAAAGGUUUAGACAAGUCAUUAACACCUCCAACAGCUCCAAAGCUCUCUAUAGUGCAAACUGACACAAGAGGAUAGGGUACAUUCGUUACACUGUGCUAAACUGUAGUUUCUUCAUUGACAGAUCCCUUAUGUACCCCACAUGGGAACAGAAAAAAACACAGACUUGGCUGGAUGAAAUCAAGAGGCAAAUGAGACAACUCAUGAAUAUCAACUUGCCAUGUAGGCCUACAACUUCAGCCUUACAGUAUGUCAUAGUAA